AUGGUACAUUGCAAAAACUUCGUUCAAGCCGGCGCUUCGAUUCACAACGCUUUUGAUAACGUCGCCCUGGUCGAUCAGGCGCUGAGAAAAGCCCAGGGUCAGGUACACGUCUGGCUGGGCGGGUAUUGGAAUGGCAGAACCGUUGAAUGGUACGACAACUCAACGGCCGUUUAUACCAAUCUUGCGGAUAAAAACAUGGACCCUGGCUACCUACUACUCCGAAAAACCGAUGAGAAAUGGGUAACGCUAGAAGGCGGUGAGCAUGCUGUUGCUUGUAUGGGUCAGGAUCAGGAUCCGCCUUGUGAUGACGAGUGGCUGUACUCGACCAAGUUGAAAAGUUGUUACAAGAGAAUCGGCAACUUUUCCGGCAUCACCUGGCAGCAAGCUCGAGCGGAAUGUCAAGCUUUCGGAGCCGAGCUCACGUCGAUCCACUCUGAUGAAGAGAAUCGCAUUGUUGUAGAGCUGGCCGACACUUACCUCGACAUCCAGCUAAACUAUGCCAAUUGGACGACGGCCGCUACGUGGAUUGGUGGAUAUCGGACAGGCCCUAAAGCAACAGAUUUCGCGUGGACUGACGGCUCCAAAUUCGACUACACCCACUGGGCCUACACGGAGCCGGACAAUAAGGAUGGACAGCAACCGCAUGUCCAUGUCAGUGAUAAUCAGAACGGACUUGGUUUGACAGAGGCGAUAAAUCAAUGCAAAAAUUUUGCCCAGCUGGGAGCUUCCGUUCAUAAUGCCUUUGAUAAUAUGGUGCUCGUGGAUCAGGCGUUGAAGAAGAUUGGGGAUCCCACAGCAACAGUAUGGCUGGGCGGGUAUUGGAACGGAACUGCAAUUCAAUGGGAUGACAAUUCGGCGCCUGAAUAUAAUAAUUUAAUCGAUAAAAAAGCAAAUUCCGGCUACCUCGUGCUCCGCCUAUCAGACGGAAAAUGGGACAUUGUGCAGACCGGAAGCUACGCGGUUUCCUGUAUUGGACAGGAUCAGGCGGCCCCUUGCGAUGACGAGUGGCUGUACUCCGCCAAGUUGAAGAGUUGCUACAAGCUUAUCGGCAACUUUUCCGGCUUCACCUGGUAUGAAGCCCAUUUGAGGUGUAUGUCACUGGGAGGGCAGUUAACGUCUAUUCAUUCUGAUGAAGAAAAUAGGAUCGUUGUAGAACUUGCUGAUACCUAUCUGGGCCUCAAUUUCGACUUGAACAAUUUGACAACGGCUUCGACUUGGGUUGGGGCAUACCGAGAUGGCCCCGGACUGUCGGAUUUUGCCUGGACGGAUGGCACAGCGUUUGACUAUGCGAAUUGGGCCGCCACGCAACCUGAUAAUAUGGAUGGGAGGCAGCCGCGGGUUCAUAUUUACACCACGCACCACAUUGAAUAUGGCCCCAAUGAUUCGAAAUACCUACACAAAUGGGACGACAUCUAUAUUGACUCACGGGGCAAUAAUGCCAUUUGCAAGAAGGCUGCGACCUUU
Messenger RNA from Mesorhabditis spiculigera, 1464 nucleotides. The record is from the annotation of a GenBank genome assembly. NCBI's taxonomy places the organism in Eukaryota, Metazoa, Nematoda, Chromadorea, Rhabditida, Rhabditidae.